Molecule: messenger RNA, 1722 nt
Organism: Nannizzia gypsea CBS 118893
Lineage: Eukaryota; Fungi; Ascomycota; Eurotiomycetes; Onygenales; Arthrodermataceae
Product: pre-mRNA-processing factor 39
Exons: 4
Coding region: 1-1722 (573 amino acids)
Biological process (GO): RNA processing; mRNA 5'-splice site recognition
Cellular component (GO): commitment complex; U2-type prespliceosome; U1 snRNP
Molecular function (GO): protein binding
Source: RefSeq, a predicted model, not a curated record
AUGGCAGACUUGGUCUUUGGUGGGACUGACGAGGAGAAUGAAGAGUUGAAGAAGCUCCAUGCUGAAGUGCUCGAGGAUACCGAUAGCUUUGAAGCAUGGGAAAAACUGGUGCGCGCGGCUGAGAGCCAGGAAGGUGGAAUCAAUCGUAAUUCAAGCCCGCAAGCCAUAACAGCUACAAGAACUGUAUACGAUCGGUUUCUUGCCAAAUUUCCUCUUUUAUUCGGGUACUGGAAGAAAUAUGCGGACCUAGAAUUCUCUAUUGCCGGUACUGAGGCCGCCGAGAUGGUUUACGAGCGUGGAGUUGCUAGCAUUACAAACUCAGUCGAUCUUUGGACAAACUACUGCACAUUCAAGGUUGAAACGUCGCACGACACUGAUAUUAUUCGAGAGCUCUUUGAGAGAGGUGCCAGCUGUGUUGGUCUUGAUUUCUUGUCACAUCUAUUCUGGGACAAGUACAUUGAGUUUGAGGAGCGUGUAGAAUGUUUUGACAAGCGAUUUGCAGUGCUCAGCAAAAUUAUCCAGAUACCAAUGCACCAGUACGCUAGGUAUUUCGAACGAUACCGACAGUAUGCUCAAGAGAGACCCUUGCAUGAGCUCCUUCCGCCUGAGACUCUAGCUCAGUUCCGAGCUGAGAUAGAAAAUGCGGCGGGUAAUGUACCCCCUGGUUCAAGGAGUGAGGCUGAGGUUGAGAGAGACAUCCGGCUCCGAGCUGAUGGUCAUUUCCUGGAGAUAUUCUCCCGCACUCAAACGGAAACUACAAAACGGUGGACUUACGAAUCCGAAAUUAAACGACCUUACUUCCAUGUUACUGAACUAGACGAAGGUCAGUUAUCAAACUGGAGAAGAUAUCUAGAUUUUGAGGAAGCAGAGGGUUCUUUCGCCCGCGCCCAGUUUCUCUACGAAAGAUGUCUUGUGACGUGUGCCCAUUAUGAUGAAUUCUGGAUGCGUUACGCAGCAUGGAUGUCCGGCCAAGAAGGAAAGGAGGAGGAAGUUAGAAUUAUCUAUCAAAAGGCCAGUUCCCUCUAUGUUCCCAUAUCUCGCCCAGCUAUUCGACUCCACUACGCCUACUUUGAAGAAAUGGCUUCAAGAGUUGAUAUUGCUAAGGAUAUCCACAAUGCUGUCCUCCUUGCUAUGCCGGGGCACAUUGAAACCAUAAUAUCUUUUGCGAACUUAUCACGUCGCCAUGGUGGCUUAGAUGCGGCCAUUGAGAUUUACAAAACUCAACUUGAUUCUGCAGAAUGUGAUAUUCAGACCAAAGCAGCUCUUGUGGCUGAAUGGGCCAAACUUCUUUGGAGAGUCAAGGGUACCCCUGAUGAAGCCCGGCAGGUCUUCCAAAAGAAUCAACAUUGGUAUCCGGACAGCCGUCCUUUCUGGACAAGCUAUCUUAUGUUCGAGCUAGAACAGCCAACUAGUGCCGAAGUUGAGCCUGCACAAUAUGAACGUAUCAAGCAGGUUAUCGAUGAUAUUCGCAACAAAAGCACAUUGCCUGCCGAGGCAGCCAAGGAACUUCUUCAGCUUUACAUGGUUUACUUGUUGGAGCGAGGGUCCAGUGAAGCUGCCAAAGAGUACAUGAUUCUUAACCGUGAAGUGAACGGGCCGCCAUCGGUUCAGUCAGUUAUGAAGUCAUCGCUUUCAAAGGAGACGCAGGACAAACUGGUGAUUGAACAAAGUCCUAAUUCUAUGUUCAGACCUGAUGUUCCCGCCCCAGCUCCAACAGUCUAA